AUGACUGCCUCCGUCCAGGGAGGUGCAUCGACUGUGAACCCGCUCACAUCGGCUACAACUACUUCUAUGCAAGGAGGGUCGUCCAUCGUGUCAACGAUUCUCCGGACGAUCGUCUCCCAGCUGACAUCCGCGGUUGUGAUUCCUCAGACUGCCAUCAUCACGACUACGACUGCAAUCCCUGUCAAUAUCAGCACCGUCACAGUCACCCGCUUCGGUCCGGCUCCAUCAAGCACAGCAGUGCGUCAAAAUGGACAAAAUGUGACGACCACAAUCUACCUUCCCAGCCAAUCGAGCGCAGCGACCGGGCCAACUCUCACCGUCACCGUUCCCAGAAACGGUACGCUCACAACCUUGCCAGCGCAGAACUCGUCGAUCAGCUAUGUCACCACGACUACGGUGACGGGAGACUUCAGUUUGCCAACCGCCACGGUCACAAGGAACGUCACUAUCGUUGAGCAUUCGACCGCUCCACGAACAAUCGCAACAGUGGUUCCUAUCGUCAAGAAUGUGCCGAUAACGCACACAAAUGUGGUGACCAACGUCCAGACGACGCUUUCGCCCACCACGAAGCUCCAUACUGUCACGACUGUGGUCUCACCAGCUCCCCAGAAUUCGACCAGCUGCUUGACAACCAACACGGGCGUUCCUGAUAACCAAACGAUUGUUGUCGUUGUGACUGGGCUGUCCGGCUCCACGGUCCUCUCCUCACUCACAACUACGCUGCCGCCGCCGGCGACUGUCAUCCCCGCAACUACGUACACGACGACAUCGACUGGUGCGCGGGACCUGGGGGUCAUCACAACCACAAUCUCUGCACCUACAAGUACAGUGGUUACAGUGACUCGGCCGGCCUCAACAGUUACAUUGGGACAGCAAGGCCCGACGCAAUCGCAGGUCACUGUCAUUCCAGCAACGACAUACACCACGACCUUGACGGGAAUGCAGCCGACGAACCAGAUCGUCACCGCCACCGUCCCGGGAGCCUUGCCCACGACAACCGUCAUCACAGUGACUCAGCCGCAACGUACUGGGGCUGAGCCUUCCACGAUCACCUUCACCCCAACUGCCUCAACGACUUUGAAGGCAGACAAGCCCGCCACGAUCACGAUCGAACCGCCAACGACCGGCCUUCCGCUUACUUCUAUCCUGACGUUCAUCCCAAACGAGCUUACAACUCUGAAGCCUGACGUGCCAGCCACUGUCACGGUUAACCCGCUGCUACCAGUCGAUGUCCCUUUGACGAGUGAUCUUCCUUUGACGAGCGAUCUACCUUUGACAUCGGGCGACCUUCCGCUCACCUCCGUUAUCACGUUCACCCCAGAUGACAAGACCACCUUGACACCCGACGCGCCCGCCACUGUUACCAUCGAACCAACAACCAGUGACCCCAAAGGUGAGGCUGGAAUGCGAUAUCCAGCACUUGCUGGUGCUGCGGCAGCUGUGUUUGGAUGGGCGGCCAUAUUGCUGUAA
Ramularia collo-cygni is the source of this 1470-nucleotide messenger RNA. RefSeq lists its product as uncharacterized. The record is from RefSeq and is a predicted model, not a curated record. The transcript has a single exon. The coding region runs from base 1 to 1470 and encodes 489 amino acids. Lineage: Eukaryota; Fungi; Ascomycota; Dothideomycetes; Mycosphaerellales; Mycosphaerellaceae.